Leptomonas pyrrhocoris is the source of this 4506-nucleotide messenger RNA. RefSeq lists its product as hypothetical. NCBI's taxonomy places the organism in Eukaryota, Euglenozoa, Kinetoplastea, Trypanosomatida, Trypanosomatidae. Gene Ontology annotation, cellular component: trans-Golgi network. The coding region runs from base 1 to 4506 and encodes 1501 amino acids. The transcript has a single exon. The record is from RefSeq and is a predicted model, not a curated record.
AUGAGUGAGAGCAUGAAUCCGUCGCUGUUGAGCGAGUACUACCCCACCAGCAGCAGCUCCCUGCAGCAGCACACUUAUCUGCGCGUGCUGUGGCUCCCGCUGCCCGUGUGCUUCCUGUGGAGUGGCGAAGCUCUCACCGCGAGCAACGCGAUCACCUCACCCUCUGGGCCGUCCCCGUCUAGUGGCACCGGCUCUUUCUCCGCGCUGAACCGCUCCGGUUGUGGCGGCCCACCAAACGCGAGCGUCGGCUGCAGCUCGUCCUCCGACCGCCGCGCGGAAGCGUUUGUGGACCGGGACGAAACAGUCGGGGGCUACGAGGUGGCGCUGCGCCGCUGCCUCACCGCCCAUCCUCCGGUGCCCGCGACACAACUUAACUGGGAUGCAUUCUCGCCCUCAGUGCUGAAGUCCAUCACGGCGCUUGGCAAGACCGCCAACACCCCUGUCGAGCUUCCCUUCUUCUUGACGAGCGACCUCGGCACCUCCCAUUGGGAGAACAUGGAUGGCCACCGCGCCACGGUCGCCGUUCUCGUGGUGGUGAGUGCGGCGGUGCUGUCCGUCUCUGUCGGCCAUGCCGUCGACGUCGUCCAAACGAUUUUUACCUCUCAGUUCAAAGACAAGGUGUGUCGCUGCAUCGUUGUCGACCCGCCCGCAAAGCUCGCCGAGAGGCUCGCAGGUUUGCCGCGCUUUAUCUGCGUAUCCGUGGCGGUCCCCGUAGAGCAGACGGCGAAAACAAUUCUGCUGGAUGUGGCGCAGGCCGUCGUGAAUGCGCACGGUGCAGCGCUGAGCUCGUACAGUCAGCCUGACAAGGCAGACAACACGUUGGUGCGUACACCGGUCGAUAAGCCGAACACCUUUGCCUCGUCACGCACCGCGACGACGAUCGCUGCGUCGCGCUUCAAGAAGAAGGCAGCGGACAUCCUUCUGCAGUGCGGCGCCGUCACCGCCGCGGUGGCCGCCUACGGUGAAACGCAGUUUGGCUCCAGCGUCGACUGCCUUUGGUGCUCCGCCACAGUGGAGAGCAUCGCGGCCGCGCGCUAUCAUUACCUGCGCACCACUCUGCUGCGGCAUCGCGCCACCCUGGAUGCGACGGUCGUGCAGCUGCAAAGCGACGACCCGCCGUGGGGUCCCGACCUCACCGCCGCCGUGGAAGAACUGGGCAUCAUGGUGACUCAGUAUGGCGACAGUUUGAAGCUGACGCUGAGCAGUCUCAAGAACUCCUCGGUGCCGCACUCCAUGCAAGCGCGUCUCACGCGCGACAUUGACGAAAACGUGGCGACUCAAAUCACGCUGCUGAAAGGAUUGCUGGUUCGCGUGCGUGUGUGUUUGGAGGCAAAGACGUGGGACGUGCCCUCCGACACGCAGUCCUACCGCCUCGGCAGUGAUGUUCGGCGCUGUGUCGAAACCGUAUUUCGUCUUGCCUACGCUGAGGUCGACCUGUAUCUGUGCGAAUCGCUGCGGCAACUGAGCAAGUCUGCCCCAAGCGGCGGACUGUGGCCGUCGUCGUCCCCGCCGCUGCUGCUGGGCAGCACCAGUUCGAGCGGCGGCCCGCCCAGCCCAACCGUCGCCAUGCUGCGCAAGCGUGAGUUGGAAACGCGGUUCAAACGACUCGAGGUGCUCGCUGCCCGGGAGUUGCGGCAGCCCUUCUUGGAGGAGCUGAGUCUCCUGCGGAGGAGCAUUUCCGGGGGCUAUGGUGCGGAGUGGUCAGAGCGCAGCCUCCCGUUCUUCGCGUACCUGUGCAUGGUGAACGGUGCGGAACGGCGGGCGCGGGCGCUUCUGGUAGAGAUGGCGAGCUUGCGCACACGCCUCCAGUUAGUGGAGGAUGCGGCAGACCUGCUGCUGCGCGUCUGCGCUCUCGCCGGUCUCGGGCUUCCACUGGCCGGCCUCAACGCGGCGAUGGUGACGGACGUGGCGACGGUCGAGAAAGGCAACGUCGUGGCGGCGAUGCGUAGCCGCGACCCGCUCUGUCGCCUCAGCCGGCUGGCCGCGGAAAGGGAGGCGGCCUUGGCAAGCGUCAUCGGCAACGGCAGCGCGCCUAACGUGUCCAUUACUGCUUCGCCUUUCAACCUGUUUAGCGCGGUUGAGGAGGACACGCCGGACCGCGGCGUGGCACGGCUGAGCCAGUCGAUCAGCAACGCCGCGCUGUUGAAUGUGCCCUUGUUGCUGGAGCUAAUGGAACUGUUUGGUCGAAUGGGCCCGCCGACCGCAACGGCGGCGCUGCGCUGCCAUCUCGCGACGCUGUUGCUCUUUCAGCAUCCGCAUCUGCUCGACAAGGCGACCCAGCGGACGUUGAUGUCGAUCGUGGAGGGCACUUCAGGCUUGUUGGAGCCGCAGCUGCCCGUCACCAUAGUGCCGUCGCCGUUCUUCCUCGCGUGGGAGGCGCUGCCGCUUCCGCCGCAUCUGGCCCCCAAGACGGUGCCGGUCGGCGGCGCGCUCUUCACCUUCAUCGACACGCAGCGGCUGAAGCUGACGAUUCUGUGUCUCAACGGCAAAGUGCUGGGGAGCCGCACGGUGUGGACCGUCGGCGAUGUGGCCUCGGUGCUUGUCACGCUGUACAAUCCGUUUGUGGAGCCGCUCGUCUUUGCGGCGCUGGCGCUGCGCUGUCACGUCGAACUCGAAACGGAGCUCGACACAGAGGGUCCAUGUGCCGUUACAUCAACUACCGCGGGAACGUCAAAAACAGCUGGCGCCGCUGCGCUGAGUGAGCCAAUCUGCUACGUCCUGUCGCACGUCGAAGUUUCUCCACUGUCAAAGCGCAAGGUACUCCUUCACGUACAGCCUACGCAGGAGGGAACACUUGUGAUUGACGGUGUGGCACUUCGCUUAUCAAAGAUGCGGUCUUUCCAGCCGAUUGUGGGCCAGCUGCCGGCACCAAUGCACAUUCCGGUGUUGCAGCGUUUGCCGCAGGUCUCCUGCACUCUCAACACGAGCGAACUGGAGAUCUUCGGCAGUCAACGCAUCGACUUCACCGUGCGUGUCGUGAACUGCGGCAGUGUGCCCAUUUCCUGCAUUUCCCUCACGGCGCACAGCGAGCAGUGUCAGUUGGAGGGUUGCGAAGGGUGCAAGGAGCGCCGCAAUGACACCGACACCACCGUGACGCUCAACAAGCGCGCCCUCGACGCCGCCUCGCGUGUGCCGCUGCAACCGGGCGAUGUGGUGAUGAUUCCCGGUUUGCUAGAGGCCCCGCUAACCAUUGCGAAGUUCGGUGCACACCACAUUUUGUUCCGCACCGACCUGUCACUGCCGCACCCCGAGCCGGAGAAGCCGCCGAACGUGCCCGGGGCCGUGCCGAUUUACGCUGUCAUACCGAGACGCGUCACCGAGACGCGCAUGCGGCUCUUCCACUCCCCCGGUCUGGUGGUCACGUCGGUGACGCUGACGAAAGAUCGCCGUGCUGUGGAAGUGCGGGUGGCGAACCGCAGCCGGCUGUACAGCAUGGAGCUGCAACUCAGCGCUCUCACUUUCUCCGAUCUGCCGGAUGCGUUCAUUGUCGCCGGGGCCGAGUACGUGGUGCCGCCGAUCAAGCUGACGCGCAUACUGCCCUCCAAGGAGAAGAACGGGCUGCGCUUCUCGGUGCCGUGGGUGGUGCGGGAGCUGCCGCACUGCGCCGGUACGUUGGACUUGGACCUCUCCGUGGUGGGUGCGGAGGAGGUGAGCACGGAGCCGCUGGACGAGUGCGUGCUCACGCUGGACAUUACGGUUCCCCACACCCCGCUCUUUCCCAGCGCUCAUCACCUGUCUUCGCCCUCCGUCGCGUCGCUCGACCACGCUAACGAUGCGGCGCACGAGGUGUUGACGUACCGCUGGUCAACCGGCGGUGACCUCUACUACGGCGGGGACACAGGAUCUGCGGUGUUUUCUUGUUCUCGAAUACCGGUGCUCGCCUCUGCGGAAACUUGGGGUGCGGGAGGAACCCACGUCAACAGCGCGCUACACUCGCCUACCUCCGCGAAUGGACUACCAGAGCGACGCAUCACGGCAUCCGCAGGGGACGCAGCAGCGGUGGCGGCGGUGGCGCUGGACUUCCCCAGUCCCGCGCCGUCCAACUCCGCUUACGUGUCACGCCGCAGCGAGUCCUUCGAGGUGGCUACGCAUGCGUCAACGACCAACGCGCAGGUGCUGCAGCGGAACAAGACGUUGAUGCCGUUAUCCAACGGACAUAUGAACGGCGACGGCGUGAACACGGCAUCGGCGAAGGUUGACAUCAUCGUCCCUGCCGUUACGCCGAUUCACCUGCAUCUGCGCGUUGCGGCGCCACGUUGGCGUCGAGCUAUUCCCCUGCACGUCCGCGUCUCCAUCGACUCUCACUUUGACGUAGCGGUGCUGUCCGGCGCGGUGGAGGCGGAGGCGAUGGUGGGGGAGGAGGGCACGGCAGUCUACGUACGCGAGUUUGAGCUCUUUGCGUUUAAAACCGGGAAGCACCUGCUGCACGUGACGAUCACGGAUGGCGCCGGCCGCGAACUGACAAAUACGGUGCAGCUUAUUGUGGAACACUCGCGAACACCAUAG